AUGGACACUCUAUUGAUUACACCCAGUCAAUUUUUGCUAGAUGAUGGUGCGGUUGCAGAAAGCACGAUUCGAGAGAUAUUUUUUCGCCAUUGGGAAAAAAUGAAAGAUGAAUUUUUGGCAGCGGGAAAUCAGAUCAAUAUAUGGCGUCAAACAAUGAUUAAUGAUACGAAUAAAUAUGCCGAUGAACUACUUCACGCUCUUGCUAAUGACUUUAAUCGAUUUAAAUCAAGCUGUCAGCAGCAAUGUGAUGAAAAUUUAGCGAAGGCAUAUGCAUAUCAUGAAAUCCAAAAUGUUGAGCUAUACAACGAACUCUGCGAAAGUUGCCGAUCUCUAAAGUUUCAGUUGGCACGACUUGAAUCAGCGACAGGUGAAUUACAUAGCUAUAGAAUUGUAACUAUUGAAGAGCAAAUCGAAAAAGAAAGAAUUGCCAAUUCUUGUGUGAACGAGUCUCAAACUAAAUCUGAAACAAAGCACAUUUCUAAUAGUGAAAUUCAUCAAUACAUAGAUCACGAUUCAUCUCUUAGUACUUUGUCUUCGAAUUCAAAUAGGCCAGAAACUGAAUCCAUUCUAAUGGAAUCUUCAAAACAAUGUGUUUCAAUAGAUAUUGCAAGCAAUAACGAGUCAAAUUCGAAUGAUGAUGAGAAAUGUCCAACAUGUUACAUGAUAUUCACAAAAGACAUGACCAUAGAUAAACGUUCUGAACAUGUACAAGAACAUUAUUUUAAUGACUGA
Adineta ricciae is the source of this 732-nucleotide messenger RNA. Lineage: Eukaryota; Metazoa; Rotifera; Eurotatoria; Adinetida; Adinetidae. The record is from the annotation of a GenBank genome assembly.